AUGAGGUUUUUCACUGCCACAGUGCUCGGGCUGCUUGUGCCCAGCCUGGCUGCCGCAUCUAGCUUCACUACCCCAGCUCAACUCGCUGUCCCGGCCGACUUUAAGCCCCCGCAAGUGUUCAAGAACGCGAACUUGGUUCGGAACACCAAUUUGGAAAAGGGAUAUGUCCGGGAGACUAUCAAUGUUGUGGUAGAGAAUGUCGAUAAGCAGUCGCAGAGCGAUUACUACAUUCCCUUCCCUUCGGAUGUGUUUGGUCGCGUUGGAGGGUUUGAAGUCAGAGACAAGAAGGCAACUGAGAAUGGUCGCUUCGAUGUGGAGGUUACUGAACCUGUUCUGUCCAGUGGUAUCCAGUACUUUGUCGUUCAUCUCGCCGAACCCCUCGCUCCUAAGGCUCAAAUUACUCUUGGAAUCUCCUACUCCAUCCUUUCAUCGCUGAGCCCACGCCCCGCGACCAUUGCACAAAGCGACAAGCAGUACCUUACCUACUCGUUCUCCGCCUACGUGCCAUCUGCCUACGAGACCGUCACCCAGAAGACCAAGCUUAAGUUCCCAAGCACUGAUGUGCCUGACUACACUGAGACCUCUGGACUCAAGUCUGGUGCUGACCCGGAGCGCAAGGGUGCCACCUAUACCUAUGGACCCUAUGAGACCUCCAAGGUGGCCCCCGGCACCGAGGAGCUUAUCACUGUGCGCUACCAGUUCACCAACCCCGUGAUCACUGCCAGUCUCCUGGAGCGCGAUGUGGAGGUUUCCCACUGGGGUGGCAACCUGGCUACCGAGGAGCGAUACUGGCUGCGCAACAACGCCUCGCAGCUGACCAACCAGUUCUCGCGUGUCGAGUGGACUUUCGCCAGCUACCAGAAGACGCCAUCCUCUGCCCUCCGUGAAAUCGUCUACCCUCUCCAGCCCGGCUCCGUGGACCCUUACUUCAUCGAUGACAUUGGUAACGUCUCGACUAGUCGCUACCGCCCCGGCAACGGUAAGACCGCUGCCAACUUGGAGCUGAAGCCUCGCUACCCGAUCUUUGGUGGCUGGAACUACAGCUUCAAGGUGGGUUGGAACAACGAUCUUUCUCGAUUCCUGCGCAGGGCUACCGGCGUGGACUCCUAUGUCCUCAAGGUUCCCUUCCUGCAGGGCCCCAAGAUGGCCGAAGGUGUUCAGUAUGAGCACGUUGUUCUCCGUGUGGUCCUCCCCGAGGGCGCGCACAACGUCCGCUACGAGACUGUCGAGGGCGCUAACAGCAACGGUCUUCCUGGUGCAAGCCAGAUCAAUGCCAGCAUUUCCUCUUACAAGACAUACAUGGACACUCUUGGACGGACUACAUUGACCCUGGAGGUUGAUAGUCUGACUGAUGAGGCGCGCGAUGCGCAGCUGGUGGUGACCUAUGACCACACCCUUCUGGAUGCUCUCCGCAAGCCUCUCACCAUUUUCGGUGGUUUGCUUAGCUUCUUUGUUGCCAUUUGGUUCCUUGGUAACAUCGAUACCAGCAUCAAGAAGCGGUAG
Penicillium verhagenii is the source of this 1503-nucleotide messenger RNA. Its product is annotated as dolichyl-diphosphooligosaccharide--protein glycotransferase subunit OST1. Bases 1 to 1503 code for a protein of 500 amino acids. The transcript has 3 exons. NCBI's taxonomy places the organism in Eukaryota, Fungi, Ascomycota, Eurotiomycetes, Eurotiales, Aspergillaceae. The record is from RefSeq and is a predicted model, not a curated record. Gene Ontology annotation, cellular component: oligosaccharyltransferase complex; membrane.